AAAACCCUAGCCUACAUCACUCCUCUCUCUCCCCCAAACCCUCGGAUCUCCCUCCCCUUCUCUGUGUUUCGUCCAAAACCAUAUUCUUCGUGACCGAACCCUAGCGAUACAGUCGCAAAAGGAGCUAGCUGGGAACUCAACGACGGGAUCGUGGCUUACAGCAACCCGAAACUCCCAUUUUUCUCCUUCUUCCGCUCCUCUCCUACCCGAAACCAUUGAGGAAGGUGUUAGGUUUAAACUAUAAUUGCAAUCAUGUCUCGCAAAGGACUAAUGGAGCAAGACUUGGGUAAGCUGGAUGUGGCAAAAUUGCAUCCAUUAUCACCAGAAGUCAUUUCCAGACAAGCUACUAUAAAUAUAGGUACCAUUGGUCAUGUGGCCCAUGGGAAGUCAACUGUUGUAAAGGCCAUAUCUGGUGUUCAGACCGUUCGUUUUAAAAAUGAACUGGAACGCAACAUUACGAUCAAACUCGGAUAUGCAAAUGCGAAGAUCUAUAAAUGUGAAGACGAAAAAUGUCCAAGACCCAUGUGCUACAAAGCAUAUGGGAGCGGGAAAGAGGACAGCCCUCUAUGUGAUGUUCCUGGUUUUGAAAAUGCCAGGAUGAAGCUUUUAAGACACGUCUCUUUUGUUGAUUGCCCGGGUCAUGAUAUUCUUAUGGCAACAAUGCUUAAUGGAGCUGCAAUCAUGGAUGGGGCUUUGCUUCUAAUUGCGGGCAAUGAAAGCUGCCCUCAGCCUCAGACUUCCGAACAUCUUGCCGCAGUCGAAAUUAUGCGGUUACAGCACAUUAUUAUCCUACAGAAUAAGAUUGAUCUAAUUCAAGAAAGUGUGGCGCUUAAUCAACAUGAGGCCAUCCAGAAAUUUAUCCAGGGCACAAUUGCUGAUGGUGCGCCUGUUGUGCCUAUCUCUGCGCAGUUACGGUAUAACAUAGACGUUGUUUGCGAGUAUCUUGUCAACAAAAUCCCCAUUCCAGUGAGAAACUUUACCUCACCGCCAAACAUGAUUGUCAUUCGUUCUUUUGAUGUGAAUAAGCCUGGUUCAGAAGUUGAUGAGAUUAAAGGUGGCGUUGCUGGUGGAAGCAUUCUUUGGGGAGUGCUAAAGGUGAAUCAGUUCAUUGAGGUUCGUCCCGGCAUUGUCAUGAAAGAUGAGAAUGGAAAUAUAAAAUGCACUCCAAUUUAUUCUAGGAUUGUAUCUCUCUUUGCCGAGCAAAACGAGCUCCAGUUUGCCGUACCCGGCGGACUUAUUGGCGUCGGCACCACAAUGGAUCCUACGCUAACCCGUGCGGAUAGGCUUGUUGGUCAGGUUCUUGGUGAGGUGAAUUCGCUCCCUGAUGUCUUUGUGGAGCUCGAGGUCAACUUCUUCCUGCUGCGAAGACUGCUGGGCGUGAGGACGAAGGGCGCCGAGAAGCAAGGUAAAGUCGCCAAAUUGACAAAAGGCGAGAUCCUCAUGCUUAACAUUGGAUCCAUGUCGACCGGAGCUCGAGUCAUCGCCGUCAAAAACGAUCUCGCCAAGCUGCAGCUGACGGCUCCGGUGUGCACGAGCAAAGGCGAGAAGGUUGCGCUCAGCCGGCGCGUCGAGAAGCACUGGCGGCUCAUCGGAUGGGGCCAGAUCCAAGCCGGGGCUACCCUGCAAGUUCCUGAGGCCCCUAAGAAUAUGUUUGGUUGAGUGAAGAGAGUGGAAUAAUACACCAAAUCUUUGCCAUAAGGAGAAACCAUGUGGGAGGGAAGGGAGCUUCUUGGAACUAUUUUUGUGAGGUGGAGAAGAAAACAUUUUUAUUUUAUUUUAUUUUUUUUUUGCAGUUUGUUGAGAGUUUAGAUUUACAUGAUGCAAUUUGGGUUUUACGCUGAGAUAUUGUUUAUUGAAUGUAUUUUCUUGGUAAGAUUGGUUUAUUUUUAAUAAAUAAACCAUGAUUGUGGUGUCA
Molecule: messenger RNA, 1915 nt
Organism: Phalaenopsis equestris
Lineage: Eukaryota; Viridiplantae; Streptophyta; Magnoliopsida; Asparagales; Orchidaceae
Product: eukaryotic translation initiation factor 2 subunit gamma-like
Exons: 9
Coding region: 253-1659 (468 amino acids)
Biological process (GO): formation of translation preinitiation complex; positive regulation of translational fidelity
Cellular component (GO): cytosol; eukaryotic translation initiation factor 2 complex
Molecular function (GO): GTPase activity; translation initiation factor activity; GTP binding
Source: RefSeq, a predicted model, not a curated record